CGCAAAAUCGAUAUUAUUGCACAGCCCUAUUUACAAUCAUGCACUACUUUGUUGAUUUAUCAUUUGAAUCCCAUUCAGAUAUUGUAUUACAAGUAGUGAUAACAUAACAAUAUGAGGGAAAGUCUUUAAAGCCUCUUGCAAAGCGCUGUCACAGUGAUCUGAAGUGGAAUACACUGAUGGAGGAGAAGAACUUCAGCCCCAGCAACCAUCAGCUUAUCUCUGUCUGCUCUGUUCACAGACACUAAUGGCUCAGACAACUCCAUUCCCAUGGCUUAUCUGACCCUGGAUCACCAGCUGCAGCCUCUUGCUCCCUGUCCGAACUCCAAAGAGUCCAUGGCGGUGUUUGAGCAGCACUGCAAAAUGGCCCAAGAAUAUCUGAAAGUCCAAACUGAGAUCGCCCUGCUGAUUCAGCGGAAGACGGAGCUGAUCGCUGAACUGGACCAAGACGAGAAGGACCAGCAGAACACAUCCCGUCUGGUCCAGGAACACAAGAAGCUGCUGGAAGAGAACAAGAGUCUGUCCACCUACUACCAGAAGUGCAAGAAGCAGCUGGAGCUGAUCCGGGUGCAGCAGCAGAAGAGACAGGGCACAUCAUGAGGACACUACCCAGCAUCGUCUCUGCUUCACUGCAUCAUACACACACACACACACACACACACACACACAUGUCCCCAUCCAGCAUGUCCUGCAUGUUGCAUCAUAGACUCUAUAAGAAGACAAACAGCUGCAGCAUCUUCUGUGACCACAGGGCGGGAGAGUGACUGACUGACUGACUGACUGACUGACUGACUGACUGACAAGCAGCUGCUGCAGGACGGACAGGCUGAGGCCACAGCAGUGAGAGCUUGUGUGGGUUUUUUGCGUUUGCACUCAGGACUCCAGGCUGCCUUGUGAUUGUGUGUUUGGAUCAUCAUGACACUCCUCAGAAUGUGAAACUGGGAUGGAGUUCAUUUAGCUAACCGUCUGCAGAACAACCAGAAGCUACCAGGGGGUUUGAAAUGUGCCCUGGUGUGUGCAUGGGAUCCUGCUUAUGCAAAACACACCUGGUCUCCUGGAACCGAACAGAAUCUCUUCAACUUUUCCCCGUUCUCCUCCUGGACCCUUCCUCCUGGUCACGCCUCACAUCAGCAGCAGGAGGUCUGGCUGCUGCAGCUCCUACAUCUCCUGCAGCUUCUGGAGCCAACACUAAGCUGUGGAUUCCCUGAUUGUUUGACCUCAGUAUUGUUGUGUGUGUAAUGUUUUUGUAUUUUGUAUCCAGCAGUGGAUUUGGCGAAUUGGUUCUGUGGUAUCUUCCCGUUGGAGCAGAUCAGAACCGGUCUGGGAAGGCCCUUGCUGUCCAGGCUGUGUUUGAGUGCAGUCUGCUUGUAGUUCACAUGUUGCCUUAGAGGUUGCCUGCAUUUAAGUGCUUGUUUUAUGGGACAGCUAUUACAGAGUAAAAAAGGAGCAGAUUUUAACGUUAAGGCUGAGGUGGGAAUGUUUUCUGGUGAGGAAGUAGAGGAAUGUGUGAAUCUGCUUCCUAAGAGCUUUACAGGAACACUUGAUGUACUUUAUGCCUCACAUCCUCCAGAUAUGUUUGCACAGUCACUGAUUUUACUCUGGUUACUCUGACAUUUUAUUUCCUUUUUUAGUAAGUGUUUUUAAAGUGGCCAGGCCCCUCCUGAGGUAGAUUCAUCCUACAUGUAACCUGCGGGUGUUUCCUACUUCCUGUGAAAAGGAGAUCUAGAAGGCAUUCUACAAUAAACUGAAUGGUGAACAGAUA
This is a messenger RNA of Poecilia latipinna (sailfin molly), 1759 nucleotides long. Its product is annotated as mitogen-activated protein kinase kinase kinase 7. The transcript has 3 exons. Bases 268 to 597 code for a protein of 109 amino acids. Gene Ontology annotation, biological process: immune response; JNK cascade; positive regulation of canonical NF-kappaB signal transduction. NCBI's taxonomy places the organism in Eukaryota, Metazoa, Chordata, Actinopteri, Cyprinodontiformes, Poeciliidae. The record is from RefSeq and is a predicted model, not a curated record. Gene Ontology annotation, molecular function: MAP kinase kinase kinase activity.